Alternaria alternata is the source of this 1609-nucleotide messenger RNA. RefSeq lists its product as hypothetical. Lineage: Eukaryota; Fungi; Ascomycota; Dothideomycetes; Pleosporales; Pleosporaceae. Bases 305 to 1132 code for a protein of 275 amino acids. The record is from RefSeq and is a predicted model, not a curated record. The transcript is spliced from 2 exons.
CACGCUACGUCCAUCUUGAGCUCUAACAUGCCUGAUCCAGAGUAUCUGCAAGCAUUCAAGGGUUAAGUGCAUCAUGCAUCGAUAUGCGACAUAUACGCAGACGACUAUGAUCACCCCCGCGGGGACCGGCUCAUCGCGUGCGACCGAUACUCGCCCGAGUCCACCUCGGUGCGGAAUGACGUCUCCUACACCAUUCACUCGACCCUACCGUAACAAUAUCCAGAACUUCGUCUAUACGGGUUCACCGGAAUAACCCAAACAUCGCACAGAUACUAGUAUACAGUUCAGAAAAGAGCAGGGAAGCAUGGCAGACAUAAGCGGACCCCGUAAACGCGGUACCGACCGCAGCGACACCAUGUCACCACGAACGCUCAGCGCCGACGAAACCUCUCCCAUAGUCACAAGCUCGCAAUCCCACAACAACCAGGACUACAAAUCCAUAUCGCCUGAUAUGCGUGCGCGCGACCACUCCUCCACCACGAAAGCCGCAAACCCAUCUCAAGAUCCGAAUGGCGCGUCUUCCAUACCUCAAGAAUACGCGGUUACAGAACAUGGUGCACGACAAGAAGGCACGGCAGGUAACUUGCAACCGGCAACCGACCAGAGACAGUCAAAGGGUCAUACUACUACGGAGCGCGCAAGAAGCGCAGAGAGAGAAGCGGCAGCGGUAGAACGACGGGAAAAGGGUUGGUGGAGCGGGUUCUGGGAAAAGUACGGCAGCGUGGAACUGGACAACAAGGGUAGUGUUGCGAGAGACCAUUUAGCCUUGGAACGCACUUUCUUAGCCUGGCUCCGAACCUCCCUUUCUUUCGCCAGCAUCGGCAUAGCAAUAACGCAACUCUUCCGCCUAAACACAUCCCUAUCAAACUCCCCAGACGCAUCCCACACGUCCUCUCCACAAGCCAAACUGCGGCACUUGGGAAAGCCGCUCGGCGCAACCUUUAUUGGUAUUUCCAUCUUGAUGCUUUUGAUAGGUUUCCAUCGGUACUUUGAAGCCCAGCAUUAUGUUAUACGGGGCAAAUUUCCUGCAUCAAGGGGGAGCAUUAUUAUAGUUAGUGCGAUAGCGGGCGCGCUGAUAGCCAGUUCGCUCAUCAUCAUAGUGGUUACGGCGCCGGGGGCGUUUGAGAGUUGAGGAAUCGAGAUGAUAACGAAGAGAAAGACUUAGUUUAUCUUGUUGCUAAGCUUGGGUAUCUUUGAUUCAUUUCCAUCGUACGUGAUUCUUCUAUCUUUUCAGAGAGGUCAAUGGCUGUGUUGUUGCUUCUGCCAUAUGCUUGCUAUCGUCCAGAAGCCUGGUUUCCCCCAAUUGAUCAUCUACGAACGACGUUCUAGACGCCUUGGAGAAAUCCUGCUCUUACUCAGAUAGUCCAAUGUUUCUAUCCAGUGAUCGCCUUCGUCAUCUCCUCUGUGGUCUUACCCGCUCGUGAUGACUUGAUGAUCUUUUGAAUCAUAUCCUCCACAGCGUCCCAGUCCGAUGUGUCGAUAGGGUGUAGAUCGGUCUUGAAAUAGUUUGCGAUGAAGUUCAGCUGCGACCAGCUGUCCUUAUCGUGGACAAAGGUGAGGGCGACACCGACACGUCCGAAACGACCGGUACGACCAAUACGGUGGAGGU